Messenger RNA from Chelonia mydas (Green sea turtle), 774 nucleotides. RefSeq lists its product as uncharacterized. Bases 1 to 774 code for a protein of 257 amino acids. Lineage: Eukaryota; Metazoa; Chordata; Testudines; Cheloniidae. The transcript has 8 exons. The record is from RefSeq and is a predicted model, not a curated record.
AUGGUCUUUGUGACUGACCCCAGUGCUCGAAAAGGACGAGACUCCCCGGUUAUUGCAGCACCAGGGAUGACGAGGGGGAACGCUGGGAACAGAUCAUGGACCACCAGGGACUUAGAGGACGAUGAGGAGGAGGAAAGGGUGGACGUGCUGACAGAGGAGGCUGCUCUCAAAAACAUCCUAGAGCAGCUCCAGGGCCAAGAGAAGGAUGAGGCCCAGCAGCUCAUGUUCCUGCACACCAUCAACCCCGCGUGUCUCGCUGCACAGCAGAGAGGGCAGGACACACUGGAGCCGCACUGCUGCAAGGCGGCUGUGGUGGAGAGGAUUGUGGAGCUCAUUGAGGAGCUUCCUGAUGAUUCUCCCCCCGGCGCCGUCCUGGCCAACUCCCUGAUUGCUGUGGGCAACCUCAGCACCAUGACACCUGCCCUUGAGCCAGAGCUGGAGACCCACCUCCUUCGAGCUGCCCUGCAUGCAGUCUUCACUCUGGGCACAGAGAAGGACACCGCCCAAGUCCAGGAUCUGCAUAGGGUCUUGCCAGACCUCCUGGAUGCCAUGCUGGGGAACCCGCUGGCAGAGUCCCCAGACACCAACAGGCUCCACUACAUCUUGGAGGUGACCCCCCCCGCUGGUCACAACAAAUGGUCCAAGGAGAAGCACAUCAAGGGCCUGCGGGACGCCGAGCGCAGCCGGCUCUUCCAGAAGCUUGCCAUGCUGCUGCGCUUUGCCCGCAAAGGCCAGCAUCCUUCUUGGCUGCUGGAGGAGAGGAUGCUGGUCUGA